AUGUACGAGGACCCGAUGUAUGAGGACCUGCUGGCGCGGGAGCUGCGGAACCAGGCCUACGCGCGCGUCGACGCGCGGAAGCACGCGUCGCCGCGGAGCGCCAGCGCUCGGAGCCCGCUGAGCGACCUGCUCAACGACGACUACGCGGACCAGCUGCGCCGCGCGCGGCGCGCCGCGGAGAUCGAGCAGGAGGCCUACGAGUACGCCGUGCGCGAGGUGCUCGGCGACCGCGGCGGCGCGGACGUGGCGGCCGCGCGCCGCGCCGAGGACGAGGAGUCGCGGCUGCGCGAGGCGAUCGCGGCCCAGGAGGCGGAGAUCCGCGCGGCCGAGGCGGAGAUCCGCCGCCGCCGCGAGGUCGAGAGCGUCGAGCGCGAGAUCGCCGCCCAGGAGGCGGAGAUCCGCGCCGCCGAGGCCGAGCUCCGGCGGCGGGAGGAGGCGGAAAAGCGCGACGACGAAGAGCUCCGGCGAAGGGCGGAGGCGCGGCGGACGCGCGACGACGAAGCGCUCCGGAAGACGACGGAGCCGUCGCUCUACGCCGCGCUCGGCGUCGAGAACGACGCGACGGACGCGGAGCUCAAGAAGGCGUUCCGGCGCCUCUGCCUGAAGCACCACCCGGACAAGGGCGGCGACGCGGCGACGUUCUCGCGGCUCCGGGACGCGUACGGCGUCCUCGGCGACGCGCGGAAGCGCGCGGUCUACGACGCGCGGGGAGACGCCGGGCUCGCGCAGCUCGACGCGGCCUUCGACCAGGCCGAGGCGCCCUCGGCGAAGCCGCCGCCGCGGCUCGCGAGGGCGACGGUGGCGUUCGCGGACGCGCUGGCCGGCGCGAAGCGGUCCGUAGCCGUCGAGCGCCGGGUCCGCUGCGCGACCUGCGCGGGCUCCGGCGCGGCGCUCGAGCGCGCCGUGCCCUGCGACGCCUGCGACGGCGCGGGCGACGUCUUCCUGCGCACGCCCUACGGCGGGGGCCUCCGGCGCGCGACGUGUUCGGAGUGCGACGGCGCGGGCGUCAAGGCGCCGCCCUGCCGCGGCUGCCGCGGCGCGGGCGAGUUCGCGGAGACCGCAACCUGCGACUUCGACGUGCCGCCGGGCGCCGCGACGGGCGACCGCGUCACGGUGAAGGGGGUCGGCGACGUGGGCGCGGCGGGCGUCGCGGGCGACGCCGUCGUCGUCCUCGAAGUCGACGAGGACCCGCUCUACGACCGCCGCGGCAGCGACCUCGUGCUGAAACGGCCCGUCGCCGUCGACCUGCGGGCGGCGCUCGCGGGCCGCGUCGACGUCGCCGUGCCGCGGCCGGGCGCCGCCGGCGGAACGUUGCGCCUCCGGACGCACCCGGGCGUCGUCGUCGCGCCGGGCCGCCACUACGCGGCCGAGGGCCUCGGCCUCCCCUUCAAGGAGAACGCCUACCUCAAGGGGAAGCUCGUCGUCGCCUUCGACGUCGCCUUCCCGGCCGGGCUCGCGGCGAACCGCGCGAGCGUCGUCGACGCGUUGCAGCCGUCGCAGUGGUGCAUGCGGUACGCGUACGCGGACCGGAGCCGCGCCUUCGGCUCGCGGAGGAACGUGACGUAG
This is a messenger RNA of Aureococcus anophagefferens, 1566 nucleotides long. RefSeq lists its product as hypothetical. NCBI's taxonomy places the organism in Eukaryota, Pelagophyceae, Pelagomonadales, Pelagomonadaceae. The coding region runs from base 1 to 1566 and encodes 521 amino acids. Gene Ontology annotation, molecular function: heat shock protein binding. Gene Ontology annotation, cellular component: cytoplasm. The record is from RefSeq and is a predicted model, not a curated record. The transcript has 2 exons. Gene Ontology annotation, biological process: protein refolding.